Molecule: messenger RNA, 300 nt
Organism: Zea mays
Lineage: Eukaryota; Viridiplantae; Streptophyta; Magnoliopsida; Poales; Poaceae
Source: the annotation of a RefSeq genome assembly
AUGGCUUACUUCUUGAGUAUGACACUCUUCUCAAUCCUCUCCUGGCACAACUACCUUCGAGUCCGUGCCUUUCUAUUAGCAGGAUUGGAUUAUGCGACCGCACCCUUUGCUCUCAAGCCUUUCAGGUUCAGUUUCAGUCUAGAGGCUAGGAGUGAGGCUCUUUUCCUACAGUUUCCGGGAAUAACUACCUUUCCGAUCCGAUAUUAUAAGUGUAGGAUUGGCAAAGUAUUCGGUGCACUAGAUCCUAAGGCCGCAGGCUUAACUCAACGAUUUCCGCUCUUAAGGGAGAGAAGCAUAUAG